AUUGCGCGUGGGCUCUGCUCUUUAAAGCACGAGCUGUACAGGUAUAAAACCAGCAGACGCACGACUCAGAGUGCAGAAAAUCGGAGAAGUCGAAACCCACCGAGCAAAAGAAGUGCAAUCAAGACCUCAUUCAAGGGAGUAUGCAUCCAAACAUGAAAAUGUGGAUCGGCUGGGCAGCAUGCGCCUUCCUCUUGUUCGCCUGCUUGGGAACUCUAACGGAAGGGUAUCCAACAAAACCUGACAACCCUGGAGAGGACGCACCUGCGGAGGAGCUCGCCAAGUAUUAUUCUGCAUUAAGACACUACAUCAACCUCAUAACACGGCAGAGGUAUGGCAAAAGGUCCAGUGCUGACACCUUAAUUUCAGACCUUCUGAUUGGUGAAACAGAGUCCCACCCCCAGACAAGAUAUGAGGACCAUUUGGUGUGGUGAUUCCAGCAACUGUGUUAAUCCAGUUAUGUCCAUGUGUCAUCCUGUUAACUAUUACGGCAACCAGAUCUCAUAAAAUUGAAAUCUUCUGCAUCAUCAAGAUCAGCAACUUGCUGCAAAGUACCACAGCCAUCGUCAGGAUAGUGAAAAUACUGCAGAACAUUCAAAUAACACAUCAAAUCAUUAUGUUGGUACAAGUACACGUCUAUGUGAAAUGCUUUAACAUAUAAAUAUAGUUUUGUUGACGUGUGCUCUCUCUAGACUCAUCAAAGUUCAGUCAGCCGUUCAACAAGACGAUUGUACAGAGACUUACUGUGUGUAUGUGUGUCGUGUCCAUUGUAAUCCUCAAUAUCAAAGGAGAACAUUACUGACUGUACAGUAUAACCGUGCUAAUAAA
This is a messenger RNA of Onychostoma macrolepis, 825 nucleotides long. RefSeq names its product neuropeptide Y (gene npy). The record is from RefSeq and is a predicted model, not a curated record. The transcript is spliced from 4 exons. Lineage: Eukaryota; Metazoa; Chordata; Actinopteri; Cypriniformes; Cyprinidae. Gene Ontology annotation, cellular component: extracellular region. Gene Ontology annotation, molecular function: neuropeptide Y receptor binding; neuropeptide hormone activity. Bases 141 to 431 code for a protein of 96 amino acids. Gene Ontology annotation, biological process: neuropeptide signaling pathway; feeding behavior.